Molecule: messenger RNA, 957 nt
Organism: Malassezia vespertilionis
Lineage: Eukaryota; Fungi; Basidiomycota; Malasseziomycetes; Malasseziales; Malasseziaceae
Product: 3-hydroxybutyryl-CoA dehydrogenase
Exons: 3
Coding region: 1-957 (318 amino acids)
Biological process (GO): fatty acid metabolic process; mitochondrial respiratory chain complex I assembly
Cellular component (GO): membrane
Molecular function (GO): NAD+ binding; oxidoreductase activity, acting on the CH-OH group of donors, NAD or NADP as acceptor
Source: RefSeq, a predicted model, not a curated record
AUGGGCGAGGGUAUCGCUUUUGUAAGCGCCGUUUUUGUGCGCGCACCGCAGGUGCUCGUCUAUGAUGUGAAUGCAACACAGGUCGACAAAGCCAUUCGCUCAAUAAAAUUGCAGGUGGAAAAGAUGUACAAGCGCCGCAUGAUUGACAAAUCUACCGCUGAUGCUGCGUGUAACAGCGUUAAGCCAGUAUAUUCAUUGGAAGAGCUCGCCAAGGGCGACGCACCGGACUUUGUCAUCGAGGCGGCUACAGAGAACUUGGAGCUCAAGCUGCAGCUAUUUACAGAGCUAGCAAAAUUGCUGCCACUAAACACUGUCUUGGCGAGCAAUACUUCUUCGCUUUCUCUCACAGACCUCGCCUCCGCAGCCGCACGCGGUGCACGCCCUGAAGAUGCCGCAAGCAGCGCCGCGCGUGUGGUUGGCAUCCACUUCUUCAACCCAGUGGCGGUAAUGCGCUUGAUUGAGGUUGUGCCUGCUUUGCAGACGAGCAAGGAGGUGAUUGAGUGUGCGUUUGUCUAUGCAAAGGCAUGCAAAAAGACUCCCGUGCUUUGUGUGGACACGCCGGGCUUUAUCGUGAACCGCAUCAACAUUGUGUCUUUGCGCGAAGCGAUUCUCAUGUACGAGUCAAAAGCCGCAUCACUUGAUGACAUAGAUCGGAGCAUGCAGUAUGGCAUGGGACACAGGCUCGGGCCCCUGCGCCUUGCCGACUUCAUCGGAUUGGAUACGGCCAAAUCCAACGGCAACAAAUACUGGGAAAACCUGGACGAGCAGCCUGGCCGUACGCGCUGGGUGGACUUCCGGGAGCACGACUUUGAUUCUUCACAGCUGGACCCGAUCUGGCACGCAUGGGUGAGCUAUAUUCGCGCUGUUCCGCCGAGCGUUGACCAAUCGCUCGGUCACUUUGUCCACGACUGGCAGUUGUACGACUGGAUGCCCCAGAUUGCAACACGAGAGGGCUAA